AUGUCAUUUCAUGAACUUCGUGAAGCCUUAGUUUGCGCUUUUUCUGAUGGAGUGAUCAGUGAAGAAGAGUUUCUUAUUCUUUACGAAGAGUACGAGUCCACAAAUUUAAAUUUUCCUCACUGGGAAUACGAGCCUUUCAGCCUCGAUAACUUUGACAGCAGUGAAGCUAGAGCUGAAUUUAGAGUAGACAAAGAAGAUAUCCCUUUAUUGGUUAACGCUUUACAGGUCCCAGAAAAUUUUCGAUGCCCUCAAGGAACAGGUAAAGCUGUCCACAAAUUAACUUGUCUCAUUUCGUUUUCAUAACUGAGAUCAAUGAAUACUAAAUGCAUUAAAUGUCAAAACUAAAGCAUAUUUGACAGCAAUUAAAUAAAUAUGUUUCUUUCAAUCUAGUUUGUUCAGGUGAAGAAGGACUAUGUUUACUUUUAAAACGACUAGCCUACCCUUGCCCUUACCAUGAUCUAAUCCACCGUUUUGGCCGUCCAGUGCCGGAGCUUUGCAUGAUUAGUAAUACAGUCCUCAACUGGAUUUAUGAAAACCAUUCUCACCGACUAACUUCGUGGAACAACCAGCCGUUUUUAUCGCCUGCUAAUCUUCAGCUUUAUGCACAAGCUAUAUCAAGAAAAGGGAGUCCUCUGAAAAAUUGUUUUGGUUUUGUGGACGGAACUGUACGUCAAAUUUCAAGACCUGGUGAUAACCAGCGCGUGGUGUAUAAUGGUCACAAACGUGUGCACGCCCUUAAGUUUCAGGCAGUUGUCAUCCCCAGUGGUUUAGUUGCUAACUUAUAUGGACCCGUUGAAGGACGGCGUCAUGAUGCUGGGAUGCUUAAAGAAUCAGGGCUUCUCAACAUCUUACAAAGAAGGGCAGUUACACCUACUGGAGCCAUUCUUUGCUUUUAUGGAGAUCCUGCGUAUCCUCUUCGACCACAUUUGAUGGGUCCCUACCGUGACAACCCACUGACCCCACAGAUGAGGGCGUUUAAUAAGGCCAUGAGUGAAGUUAGGGUAUCCGUAGAGUGGCUUUUUAGCGAUAAAGCUGAAAGCUUUAAAUUCAUAGAUUAUAAAAAAAAUCUCAAACUUGGGAUGAGUGCAGUAGGUAAACAAUACAUUGUA
Molecule: messenger RNA, 1109 nt
Organism: Porites evermanni
Lineage: Eukaryota; Metazoa; Cnidaria; Anthozoa; Scleractinia; Poritidae
Source: the annotation of a GenBank genome assembly